This is a messenger RNA of Lates calcarifer (barramundi perch), 8489 nucleotides long. It is a transcript of the gene znf536, whose product is annotated as zinc finger protein 536. Gene Ontology annotation, cellular component: nucleus. Gene Ontology annotation, molecular function: RNA polymerase II cis-regulatory region sequence-specific DNA binding; DNA-binding transcription factor activity, RNA polymerase II-specific. Lineage: Eukaryota; Metazoa; Chordata; Actinopteri; Centropomidae. The transcript is spliced from 8 exons. Bases 802 to 5322 code for a protein of 1506 amino acids. The record is from RefSeq and is a predicted model, not a curated record. Gene Ontology annotation, biological process: regulation of DNA-templated transcription.
UUUCUUUAAACUAGGUUCUGUUCACCGCUGGGCUCAGCUGCUUUUUAUCCCUGUCAACGGCGAAUACCGCAAGACCCGGGCUGUAUCUAGCCAGUCAGCUCCGCUUUCUACAAUGGAGUUCCUUUUUAACGGUACAAUGCAUUUCACCUACCAGAUAGGGGGAGUUCAAGCUGAGGGGAAUAUGCUGAUGCCUGGGGAUCGGCAUCAAUGCAAACGUUUACUUUUAGCAGACAGCGACUGAGAGGGUCAGAAAAGCAAGAAGAGAGACAAGUAAUAAAGCAGCGUUUUUCAUUUCAAACUCGGGGUGCGCGGCAGGGAGCAGUUGUAGGGACAGGAUCGAGGAGUGGACAGUAUUUAACAGGUCCGAAGCCACUUUUCAACACCCACGUCAUCCGAAAAGAAUAUGAUCUGGUGAAAUCAUAUGGACAUGCCUCAUUAUUCAAUGAACACUAUCUCUCACAACGCACCGUUUACGCGCAGGAGUUAGCCGGCGCUUCGCCAAAUUUAAAAGGCUCUGGUCGUCCCACCUUCUGUGGAGCUGUCGGCGCUCUUCCUGACAUCCGGCAUUCGUUGGAGAAGCGGCAGUCACACAGGGCUCCCUGAUCAGUGCCGACCAGAAGCGGAGCUGAAGCAGACACUGGCUUAACUGGGCUAAGCACACUGUCACGCUGUCGAAGAAACUACCCACCCACUGUCUGAGGUGGCCAUUCCAGUAAGCAGUAGUCAGUCAGGAGUGACAGUGAGAGGCCAGUUGAUCCUGACAGACAGGUUGGACUCCAGUAUGCAGCUGGUGUGUUAAGGAUGGAGGACUCUAGUUUGUGUCUUGGUGUGUCGUCAGCGGUGCCUGAUGCUGAUGCCCAUCUGAGCAGUGCAGUCUUGAAUGGCCGCUACCCCAUAAGUCAAAAGCUUCACCAGCUUACUGCCCAGCUAGGACACGCCUUUCCUGACCUACACCGCCCACAACAGAUCCCUGAAGAGAAAGCAGCCACGCCUUUGGACGAGAAAACCCAUCACGCAGCCCUGGCUAGUCAACCUAUUAGCAGUCAGAUGGCCCUACUAGCCAAUCAGCUCAACCGAGACAUUGAUGCAGGGGCACUAAGUGGGCUGAACGGGCGAGUUGACCUGCAGCAGUUUCUCAAUGGCCAGAAUUUGGGCAUCAUGUCCCAGAUGAAUGAUAUUGAAGAUGACGCCCGUAAGAAUAGGAAGUAUCCCUGUCCAUUGUGUGGCAAGCGCUUCCGUUUUAACAGCAUCUUGUCGCUGCACAUGCGCACACACACAGGAGAGAAGCCCUUCAAGUGUCCCUACUGUGACCACCGAGCGGCUCAAAAGGGCAACUUGAAGAUCCACCUCCGCACCCAUAAACUGGGGAAUCUUGGUAAGGGCCGCGGCCGUGUCAGAGAGGAGAAUAGGCUGUUGCACGAGUUGGAGGAGAGGGCCAUUCUGAGGGACAAGCAGAUGAGAGGGAGUGGUAGUCUCCUCCAGACACCUCAAACACCCCACCUGGGCCUCAACAGCAGCUCUAAUACCCAUCAGCAGCAACUAGGAUCAGCCUGUGGCCUCCUUCCCCCCUCUGGCCUUGCCACUUCAGACACAAUUUCCCAGCCCUCUUCUUCACCCAAGCCAGCAAGCACCCAGGAUGAACAGUCCCUGAACCCAACUACAGGCUUCCGUUGUACCUUCUGCAAGGGGAAGUUCAAGAAGCGUGAGGAGCUGGACCGCCACAUUCGCAUACUCCACAAGCCCUACAAAUGUACCCUGUGUGAGUUUGCUGCCUCCCAUGAAGAGGAGCUGAUAAGUCAUGUGGAAAAGGCCCACAUCACAGCAGAAACCACACAAGGCCAGGGUGCUGGUGGUGCUGGCGGAAUGCAGAUGGCCACCGAAUUCCGUUGUGACGUGUGUGGACAGGUGUUCAGCCAAGCUUGGUUCCUCAAAGGCCACAUGCGCAAGCACAAGGACUCCUUUGAACACUGCUGCCAAAUUUGUGGCCGUCGUUUCAAGGAACCUUGGUUUCUCAAGAACCAUAUGAAGGUACACCUCAACAAGUUGGCCAUCAAGAGCAAGCCACCCCAGCCCAGUGAGCAGGACAUGGCUGCUGUCAAUAGCAUGAGCAAUCUGGCUCAGGAAGCUCACGCCAACCUUUAUUCCCGCUACAUCUCCUGUCUUCAGGGAGGCUUCCUUUCACCAGACAAACAGGGCCUGAGUGAGCAGCACCAGAUGUUGGCUAAAGCAGGGAUAGCCAUGAAGGAAAAAGAGAUGUUAGGAAAGCUGCUGGGGCCAAUGGCAGGAGGUAUGGGCCAUGGGCUAGGUGAAAACGAGAAGCGCUCACUCCUGGGUUGUCUAAACCUUGUGCCACCACUCAAGUCAAGCUGUAUGGAGCGCCUGCAGGCAGCUGCAAAAGUGGCAGAGAUGGAUUCCCUCAGUAGCUACCAAGCCUGGCAGAUAAUGGCUCGUGGCAUGGCUAUGGAAAGGGCUUUCAUGCCUAAGGAGCAGCAGCAGCACCAGCAUCAUAUACCCCCAGGACAGGAAGAUGAGAUGGGUGGUGCUGGGGCUUUGGCUUCUUUCUCAAAGGAUAAACAAGACUACUCCUUGAUUUCUUCCAAUGAUAGCUCCAAGCAGAAGCAGCUCUCGGAGGCCUUGCAGGGGUCCAAGGCCUCUAGCGGAGCCAUGAUGUCCAUGAAGGAGGAUGGAAGAGGUUUUGACAGUCACCGUGACUUGAUGUCUCACCAUGGUAAUGCUGAGGCCUCUGGAGCCCUGGCUGGCCUGGGAAGCCCAAACAUUGACUACAGCCUCUCUAGCCUCUCUGGCCUAAAGGAGAAACCUUCAGAGUGCCCUGACUGUGGCCGGAUCUUCAGAACCUACCAUCAGAUGGUAGUCCACUCCCGCAUCCAUGGCAAAGACAGGAGAGGCAUCGAGGAAGCGCUCCAGCAACAAGGUCUGGACGAACGCCGUGGAUCAGCCAGUGACCCAGAGUCCCAGUCCAUCAGCCGCUCGACCACUCCUGGUUCAUCCAAUGUGACAGAAGAGAGUGGAGCUGGAGGAGGACACUCCCAGACAGGAAGCGUCCAGGAUGAUAGCCCACAUCCCUCCUCACCAUCUUCAGAUGUUGGGGAAGACUUGGGGAAGGCAGCGGGGAAUAUUCAGCCGCCUCUGUCCCAGCAUCGUGAGCGCAGUCUGGGCUCAUCCUCCAAGGAUUGCCCCUAUUGUGGCAAGUCCUUCCGCACCUCCCAUCAUCUCAAAGUUCAUCUGCGGAUACACACAGGAGAGAAACCCUACCGGUGCCCUCAUUGUGACUAUGCCGGCACACAGUCUGCCAGUUUGAAGUACCACCUGGAGCGCCACCACCGUGAGCGUCAAAAUGGCUCUACCACCUCAGCCCCAUCCUCUGGCCACACCCCUUCUUCUGACCACAAAGAGGAUCAUGGGAAGACAGCCGGCGGUGGCGUCUUUGCCCGACCAGAUGUCCUCCGGAAUGUUUUCAAGGGAAUGCCUCCCAACCUAGACUUCAGGGCAGGUCCAUUGCUGCCACAUCAGUGGGCGUCGGCUGGCAUGAUGUCCGCGCAUGACAGAGAUCGUGAGCGCGCAGACCGUCGUUUUGACUCUGCCUCCUCAGCUGAGAACAUGAAGACUGCUGAUGGCGCAUCCUCCCUUGUCUCAACAGCGACAGAUAGUCCUGCCAGCUUCUCUGACCUAAGCAGGGCUUACCAAAGCAUGAUGGGAAAUGGAGUCCACUUUCAAGGUUCUCUUCAGGCUUUCAUGGACAGCUUUGUCCUCAGCUCCAUGAAGAAGGAUAUGAAGGACAACCAGAGUUCAAGCCAGCUCCAGGCCCAGCUCUACCAUGAUAACGGUGAGCCCAAAGCCAAGCGGGCCAUCUCAGUUGACCAGGAGAGAGAGGAUAAGGCUGAGGCCAAACAGAACUCAGAGCCUGGCAAACCUGGGUCACAGUAUGAACCACUUGAUCUAUCUGUGUCAGUCCGGCCUGAGUCUGCAUCUGGAUCUCUUCCUGGCUCCUCAGUCACCAUCCAUGAUAAUGUGGCGUGGCAUGGCUGUCUCUUCUGCUCCUUCUCCACCUCCUCAUUCGAGCUCAUGGCUCUGCACCUCCAGGCCAACCACCUGGGCAAGGCCCAGCUGCAGCGGUCUGAUGCAAGCAAGGAGCUUCAUGGAGAGACUUCUCCCACCACUUCCACCAUUCACUCCUCCAACACCAAGACCUCUGGUGGGCCCCUUGACAAAGAUGGAGACAGAGAUGGAGAAAAAAGCCAGGGAGGCUGGAACAACCACAUGGACCAGCCCUACAACCCUUUCCAGAGUGACUUCUACAGACGAUUUGGUGGCUUGUAUGAUGGAUCACCAAGGGCCCAUCAUGGCCUUCAAGGGUAUAUAGCCCCAGCAGAGCAAGGUCUGGACCUACCUAGCCAGGCUUUUGGAGGAGCAUCUUCAGCCAGGGAUGACCAGAUUGGUGAAAGGGGCUCCCGUGGAGAUGCUGAAGAGGACCAGGUAGGAUCAGAUGAAGAGGUUGUAAAGGCUGGGGCGCACAGCGCCAGUGAGACCCCCUCAACCACCCCCAAAAGACAGCAGCAGCAGAAUCACUCCGAUGAAGAGGAAGAGGAGGGAGGAGUGGCUGAAGAGGAGGAGGAAAGAGAUGAGGAUGGGCAAAUGGACAUGGAAAGAGAGGAAGAGGGAAGUCCAGCUUCAGACCACCUCCAAAACCACUCCAAAAAUCUUCAAGACAACUCCCCUUUGCCCCCAAGGAGUGGAGCUGGUUUGGCAUCUUCCUCUACCAUGACACCACUUUCGCUGGUUUCCCAACCCCAGAACCAAGCUUUGCCACUGGAGAAGCAGUGGCAGCAGGGCCUGGGCCUCCUGUCUCCCGGAGGUCCUCCAGGACUGUUGAAGGCUGAGCAGCAGACCCACCUAGAGCAGCAGAUGAACAUGCUGUCUGUCCUUAGAGCCUACAGCAAUGACAACAUCCCUGCAUUCAACGGCCUGGGAGGUGGAGCAGGAGGAGCACCCACAGGAGGCAUGAAGAGGCCAGAUGCACCCGGCCAGAGACCAUUCAAGUGCAGUUACUGCCCCUACAGUGCCUCCCAAAAGGGCAACCUGAAGACCCACGUGCUGUGCGUGCACCGCAUGCCCUUCGACAACACCCAGUACCCUGACCGACGCUUCAAACGCUCCCGUCCCGAGUCCGACAGCCCAGAUAAGAGCCCCACCUAUGCCGUCGGUGGCUUUGCAUCUAAUCAACCAGUGACAGAAGUAGAUGUAAGCCAUGGGAGUAACUUUGUGCCAUUUGCCAGGGAGGCCUCACCUUGUCACCAGGAGUGAAACCAUGACAUCCAAGAGGGAGGUUUGGGUCUGUGUUGGACUAUGCAUUAUCUGAAAUGCCAUAGAUUUGUGUCAUAGACAAACACUGAUGCACAUGAAUGUUGGUCACCGUAAAACUAAUUUCCAACCAAACUGUGCUGAAAUCCUCGACCAAACAAAGACAAUACAGUGAGAUCAACAAAAGCACUGGUGAACAGCAUUGAGAUGAACCACACUUCCUACAUUAUUAACACAAACUAUACAUACUCUAUGUGGGUUAUUAGACGUCUGUGAACAUUUACUAAGAAAGCAUUAUAAUCUAUGUAUUUGUGAUUAUGUGAUUCAGCUUUUUUUUUUUUUUACUGAGCACAGUGAAUCAUGUGCAGGAGUAGAAAGAAAAGACACAGUUGAUGAAAUCAUAGUUUUUUCAGACAAAGAGGAAGAGGUAGGAAGGAGGUGAUAAAACAAGAGGGAAGCCAGAUGAAAUAAUCUAAAAUCAUUACAGAGAUUUUUCUCCAAAAAUAAAGCUUUUAUCAGAAAAAUGAUCCAGAGGAGUUACUGUAUAGAUGGAGGAGGCAGAGGGGGAAGAGGAGGCAUCCUAAAUGCACACCACCACCACUGCUACCCUAGAACAUAACACCAGUGGCUGCCAUGUUCCCAGUACAAGUGAUGAGCACUGUAUGUGUGUGAAUGUGUUGCAGGCUCAGUGGCGGCAAUGGUGACGUGUGUGUGUGUGUGUGUGUGUGUGUGUGUGUGUGUUGAUGACAGAGGGGAAAAGGGGGGCAUCGGUGCCAGCCUGACUGGGGCUGUCAUCGCAGAGGAAAUCAAUUCAACAACACACACACACACACACUCAGACUCUUACAGUGGUAACCCAACUCUGGCCGGUACGCCAGGGGGGUCAACUUUGAGUCCCAACAGCUGGCCGGAGCCCCUCAAAUCACCUCCUUCUCUUCUCCAUCCUUCCAUUCACUCUCAUUCCCAGUCUGGUAGAACGGCGUGGAAAAUACAACCCAAAUCAAUCAGUGGCGUAUUUCAAGAAUUCAUAGCCAUCGUUAAGGCUUGUUCUGCUCUGGUUUUGAGAACUCAACAUCUGGACAUCACCUCACAGCCUCCACAAAAGAGAGGGACAGGAAGUUUUAGCUGAAGUCACUUGACUUGGGUUACUUUAUGAUGACAGAUGAGAGUUUUGUAUUUUGACAUGGACAUGGACCAUGUUGUGGGGGACUUUAGAAGGAAACAUCAGAUAUAGCCAACUGUGUUCUGUACAUAUAGAAAGGUGUGUGGCAUCCAUCCUAAACAUCCUCCUCACAUGAAGAGACAUUCUGGCUUUGAGUCAGAAAAAAAACAGGAUUAAUCACCUGCCCUGAUAAGCUCUUGUAAAGUUGCCACACAGGGAUGGACAUCAUGAAAAAUUAGAUAAUCAUUGACAUUAUCCUUCUUUAUGUCUGUAAUUAUACUACCUAUUCUAUAAUCCAAAAAAAGAGAAAAAAAAGUAUAAAAGAGUUGUUUGUUUAAUUUCAAAGGAGGUAUUCUUUUUCUGUGUAUAGCAGUGUUAUUUUUUAUUCAUAUGGGUUUUAUUCCAGAGGGGGAAAAGUCACAUUAAAACAUUAAAAACCAGAAUGUUAUCUUCUUGUAAAACGAAAGCUAGAUUGUUUUAAAGGCAGAAAAACAUUAACUUUGACUGUACUUUGUUGCAGCUGUUGGUUACUACUGGGCAAGGAGAAUAAGAAAGUAUAGGGCUUUGUGUUGUGUUGUGUUGGUGUUGGUGGUAGGGGGUUGGGAGCUGGGGGUUGUUAAUGUUUUUUCUGAUAAAGAGAAAUGAUCCGGACUUUAAGAAAGUCAAUAUCUUACCGCACAAACAGUGGUGGGGAGGGCUAAACUCUUAAAACCCCAGGGCCAUAGUGCCACAGCUCUGCCUAAAGGAGUUUACAAUCCAACACAAUGCACAUUCACACGUACAGUCGUUCAUACACACACCCACAUACCCCCACCACCAGCAACAACAACAGGGUAUGAAAUCCUCCUGUAUGCAUGGAGGGGAAAGCAAAGAAAAAGCAGGAGAGUGGAAGUGUAGAGAUAAAAAGACACAGAAAGAACGAAAGAAAGAUAAAAGAGUAUGUGCAAAAGUCUAAGUUCAACAUUCACCUGGACUGCUGUAAGUAUGGUUUUAUUACCAUUUAAACUUUUUGGCCAGACAAAAAAAACUACAGUAUUUGCGAUAUUUUUUUAACCUAAUCUUUUCCAUUCUAUUAUUAUUAUUAUUAUUUCACUUUUGUUUUGUUUUGUUGCCAACAGAACAGUCGUUCUCACUGCCUUAUACAGUAACUAAGUGUGAAGGGGUCUUUUCCCACUCAACUCCACCAUAUGAGAUCCUGAUAACUUAAUGUAGUAUAAGCUAUAGAUUUCAGUGCACUACUGUGUUUUUGGUGGCUGUAGCUUGCUUUUCUGGAUGUGUGUAUAUAUGUGUGUGUGUGUUGAACAUUUACAUAUAAUAGCAAAAACUCAAUAGUUAACAAAAGUUUUCCAAAAAAAAGUAGACAUUCCAUUUUGUUUGGCACCAGGUUUUUUUUCAGCUUACUAUAGCAUGCAAAUCAGUACAUUUUCAUCAUCUUGUUCAGAUGAGGCAAUAAUUUUUUGAGAAGACCAUUUGUCGUCAUUCCUCUGUGACUUGUACUCUUUGUCCUGAGGAUGAUAUGCUAUUCCCCCCCUGCCGUAAUCCCAAAAUAAUCCAUUCUAUUGUCCUCAUGCUGUUUGAUCCUCGUCAAGCUUCCUAUUGAAGUAGCACAUUCAGUUUGCUCAAUAUAAUCACUGGUGCUAGAAAAAAAAAAGGAAAAAGUAACCAUGCCCAUUUAUUUCAGCCUAGAAUGGAUUCUGUAGUAUGCAAUCCUUGUCCAAAUACUGUCCACAUUCCUAAAUGAAGAAGAUUUCUAUAGCCUAUGGAAGGAAAAGGGAGGAGAGGUAUUUUGUUGCAAACUACAAGCUUGUAUUAACAAUAGGUAACUUUGUAUUUACAAGAAAAAAUCCUUGGUCAUUAUUUAUUACCACAUAUCUGUUUGACAGAAGACACAAUCUUAUCAAACAUUUGACUGUUUACUCUUUCUGCGUUCUAUACAUUCUGAUGUACUUUGAAGCUGUAAGAUUUAUCCGCUGUUUUUUCCUGCAAUAAAACCUCUACCUCUGGGAAA